CUACACCCCGUGGAAAUUCAACACAUGAUCUCUAUUUUCAUCAUGCUCCAAAAGGACUGUUUCAAAUGGUGCAACAAAUUCCCUUUAUGGUCGGGCUCAGGCAGUGUAAUCGGACAUGUGGUGUGUCUAAUUAUGUGAUUUUACCACUGCACAGUGUUUCUGCUGCACAUGUACAGAGGUCAUUGCAUAAAAAGUCACAGCACUAUGGAUAAUCUCCAGAAGAGGAAUCUAACAUUUUUUACCAUUGGACUAAUAUUUAUGCUCAGCGGCAUCGAAUAUGCUGUCAUUCUGCCUACAAUAUGGCGAUAUCUCCAGAUCCUAGAGGCGCCUCCAUAUUUCUUGGGUCUGGGUCUGUCUGCUUUCAGUCUAAGCGGGCUUCUCACUGGACCACUGUUUGGCUGCUGGUCAGACCGCAGCAGAACCACCAAGGCUAUUAUUCUUUUUGCCAAUCUUUUUGAGAUUGCUGGUAACUUCAUGUAUUUUAUCGGCUAUUCCAAGUGGCUGUUAGUAGGCAGUCGUCUUGUGACAGGUGUCGGCGUAGGAGCGGGAUCCUCCAUCUUCGGUUUCCUGACUCAGAGCACCCGGCCAGAGGAACGAGCCAGUGUCUUUGCGGCCAUCAUGGCCAGUCGACAAGUUGGCCUACUUGUGGGGCCGGCGUUCAACCUGUUUCUGCGGCUGUGUAAUUUCAAACUUGGACCCUUUGUUGUCAACAAGUUUACAUCUCCUGGGCUCUUCAUGUGCUUGUUGUGGUUGCUGCUCCAGUUUGUGGUCCUGGCAAUCUACUGGGAUUUACCGGACAUUGACACCACAGAGGGGGCAGUCCUGAUGAUAGACAUGAAACUGGAGGAAGACGAGGUGGAUGAAGUCGAGCCUCUGAUUGGAUCGGAUGGUAUGCAGGUGCACACUUACAAAGCUGUCAACGCCAACCGGUUGGAGUCCCCCACUUCAUCUGAAAUGCAAACUCUCCACGAGGCCUCCUCAGUUGGAUCCAAAGCGUUAGGUAACUUCAGCAUGAGUGGAGAGUUCCUGAGGGAGGAGGUGAUUGUUCUUCUCACAGCUCAGUUCAUCACUCUCUUCAAUCAGACUGCGCUGGAGACCAUGGUGACUCCUCUGACGCAACGCUACUUCGGCUUCGACGAGUUGGGCAACAGUGUGAUGUACAGCCUGUGUGGGGUGGAAGUCAUCCUGGGCUUCCUCUUUGUUCGCUGGCUGAGCGGGAAGGUGGCCGACCGUGCAGUGCUGGCUGUGGGCCUGGUCAUCUGUUGCACCGCCUGUAUCUGGUGCCUCGUGUUCCUCUGCAACCUCCGAGGCAGCUACGAGUGGAAGCUGUCGGCCUUCAUUAUUGGAGUGUUCCUGCAGCUGUUGGGGCUCCCGUUUGUGGCAGUGUCUCAGGUGUCUCUCUUCUCCAAAGUCACAGCGGAGAAAACACAAGGGUUUAGCCAAGGUGUAAGACGAUCAGUCGGGGGCCUGGCCACCAUCUUGGGUCCUUUGUGGGCUGGAGGCUUGACCAAUCAUUUAUACAUAAUGAUAGGCAUGAUGUUGGGUCUCCUCUUAUUGGUCGCAUUUAUGACGGCGUUGUCGUACGGCCGCCUGACUCAGCCGAGAGUUGCGCAGAGUGCACGGAGCUCCGACAGUGGGGGAUAGACGGAAAGAGCCGGAAAAGGCUUCACACAGAGGGGAAGGCCCUUCAUCUCCGAGAAGAGAGAUGAAGGGCAGGAGGACUGCGGAGGAAAAAC
Phycodurus eques (leafy seadragon) is the source of this 1736-nucleotide messenger RNA. Its product is annotated as major facilitator superfamily domain-containing protein 8-like. Gene Ontology annotation, molecular function: transmembrane transporter activity. The transcript is spliced from 11 exons. Gene Ontology annotation, biological process: transmembrane transport. The coding region runs from base 169 to 1644 and encodes 491 amino acids. Lineage: Eukaryota; Metazoa; Chordata; Actinopteri; Syngnathiformes; Syngnathidae. The record is from RefSeq and is a predicted model, not a curated record.